GAGGGGACAACAGAGUAAGGAGAGGCAUGGAUGGACACAACUUUGUGAGUUGCAGCAAGAGUGAGACCAAAACGUAAGAGGACAAUCACUGCCUGGCCAGCAGCAUUUUCUGGUUUUGUUACAUGGGGUUAGAGGUGGGGUUGACCCUGCACGGGUCACCAGUCCAUUGUGUCAAGGCAGUCUAGCACUGAAUCACACUCACACCUAUGAACUACAUCCUCUUUAUUGAUUUUCUCGAUGUCUUUGGACUGUGGGAGUAAACCAGAGUGCCUGGAAGAACUAAUGCAAGCUAGUGGAGAGGUCUUCUCCUAAGCCGACGUUGCUUUGAGCUGGAUUUGGACCUUCUUUCGGGGGAGACUGCUUAUGUGCAACAGGGACAAGAAGACGGAGCAGCAUGGCGGCGUAGUGGCUGAGUGAUCCAACUGUGACAAACACAAGUCAAUGAAUGAAAACAAUACAACCAAUGAUGGACAAGAAAAGUGCGAACGGCUUGCAGACCAAAGUCAGUGAAGGAGAGGUCCAGAGAAAGCAGCUCCCCUACUCAGUAGAAACCCCGUAUGGCUUCCACUUAGAUCUGGAUUUCCUCAAGUAUGUGGAUGAUAUCGAAAAAGGGAACACCAUAAAAAGAGUUCACAUCCAGAGGCGGCUCAAGGGGCCGCCAAAAUUCAGUACCUUACCGAGGAAUUUCAGCCUCCCUGGCCAUGGAGCUCGGCCUGUCCUUAAAGAAAAAGAGAUUGCCUGGACCGGGACCUCAACCUUGGGUCCCAAGCCAAAAUCAAGGUUGACAGAGGUGCAACAGGUUUUAGAUUUUAGGGGAGGUGAAGGAGGCAAUUCCCUCAGGGGUUCAACUGGUCAGGGAUAUGUGUCUCUUAAACCGAAAGAGGAAGGAGGGGUUGGGACACAGGGUGUGGAGGAGAAAGCUCUGGGUCUUCAAGGCCGGCCAAAUCUGCUUCGAGCGUCAAGCAUGCCAGUGACGUUACAGCAAAGGAAAGGUUCUGAUUCCAGCAGUCCGGAUCGUGUCACUGGAACACCAGAGAACGGUUCAACGGAGAACAUGUUCCGAGCCUCACCAGACAUAACCGAGAGAAGAGUCCCUCAUGACAGGAUAGGCCUUCAUCAACAGAUAACAGUAGCACUCAAACGGGUCAGGGAGCUUGAGGAGCAAGUCAAAACUAUCCCAGAACUUAAGGCUCAGAUUGCGUCUUUAAGGUCGGAGAGAGAGCAGCUACUCCGUCAGCUACAAGCACAAGCUCAGGCAUUAGUUUCUGCAUCACCCCCUCUGACGACUUCUGGUUCAGAUACAGAGCGACAGACCCAGUCACAAAGAUCCAAACAGGGUUUUAAUUUACCUUUAGUAACCACAUCCACUGGCGAUGUUGAGGUUUCAGAAGCAGAUUUGCCAAAGCAACCGAAAGAGGUGAAAGAUGCAACAGAAGAAAGUAGAAUUACAGCUCAAAAGGACAAUUGCCAGGAAACUAGCACAGAUUCUUCUGCUCAAGGACGUAGUCAAGAACAGCUAAUAGUCAAAACAGACAGCCAGGAGGUUAAACCACCGAGAAGAAAGGGAGAUGUUUGCAAUAAUCAGGAUGCUAACACAGCAAACAAAGGUACACAUGGUGACCCAAGGGUUGUCCAGGGUUUGAAAGAGCAGCUAAAGAUACUCGAAGACAAGCUGAGUCACGCAAGUCAAGAACUAGAAAGAGCGAAUCAUCUCCUGAAGGAGCAAAUGGCUGAGAACAAGUUAAAAGAAGAUAAGAUACAGCUGUUGAGUGAAGGACUGGCGAUGGAGGUGUGUAGAGAAGCACAAGGCACACCAAGAAGAGAAAGCAUCGAUGCUGGCACAGUGACGGAGAAGGUCGAUUUCACCCAUCGAGAGACAGAGACGGAACCAUGUGGUACAGUCGACCAAGGAACGGACACUGACAGAAUCUGUAUAGAAGUGCGGCUACCUCAACCGGGAGCUGGACUUAUGGAACAAGUGUCAGAAAGUAGUACACUAAGCAUAGCUGAGAGGCAGAUAGACAUCGAGGUGGCUGUUUCAAGUCCACCCAGACCGAGAGCCAACAGCAUGGAGCGAGGCACUGUAACUGAGAGGGUUGCCACUCAGGACCAGACAACUGAGACACCUGUUACAGAAAGAGUAAACCAAGUCACGGAAACAGAAGACGAGACAGUGAACAACCACCCUCAUAGACCGCGGGCUAGCAGCGUAGAUAGAGGGACGGAGACAGAGAGAGUGCGCACCAUGGACAGAGUGACAGAGACAGAGGUUGCCCAGAGAAGCAAUCAGCAGACUGAGACUGAGGUACCGCAUGAUAACAAUCCUGCCAGGGAAACAGUGAGUGAAGAAGUCACAGAAAGUGCACGCAGCCAACAGGUCAAUGUCCAUAAUGUGGUUGGUGAGCAAGAGGAGGGCAAGACAAUGGUGGAGGAGAAUGUUGUUGGUAAAGUUGUGACUGAGAUUUUAGUUGAUGAUAAGGUAAACAUCACUGAUGUUUCAGACACUGCAAAAAUUGAAGAAGGGCAGAGAGACGCAUCUGUAGGUCAGGAUGGUGCAAUAGGUGAUCCCAGAACAGGGCUGACCGACUCAGAAACAAAAGAAAACAUUCCUCCUGAGAGUGUGGUGACAGAACCAGUAGAAAAGAAACCAGUCGAGAGUGAGAUUGUGAGAGCCACCAUUAAAGAGACUGUCGUCACAGACACUGUUGUCAUAACAGCCGAGAGCCCUGCAGUGAAGACGGUUGUUCCAGUUAGACCGCAGAGAGGUCGAAGGCCCUCUGGAGAACAAGGGCCACCAACGCUUGCUCAACCUCAACCUGCCCCUGUGCGUCCACGCAGGGGUUCAAGUGAGAACCAGGGACAGCAGCCAAAGCCAGAGUCAAAAGUCCAGGUGCAGGAACAGAAAGUAUCCCCACAGGCGAAGACUGAAUCCCUGUCUCAGACUGUGGGCGAUAAGUCUCCCGAAAAGAUUGAAAGGCAACCUCCUACUGACAUUGAGAAUAAAAGAGAGAUUCAAACUUUGCCAAAGUCAGUUCAAGCGCAAACCUCGACGACCAGACGGAAUUCAAAGGAACUAAAAGCACUACAGAAGGGAUCAAGUGUAUCACUGCCUUCAAGUCGUGGAUCAGGCGGAAACCAGACUCGCCCUGCACGCCAGGGGUCAAGUGAAGUCCAGCCUCCGACUAGAAGAAAAUCCAGUGAGUCUCAACCACCUACGAGCGAGGCCCAGUCACUACGUAGGGGCUCAAGCGAAGCAGGCCAGCGGCGCGGCUCGGGUGAAUCCCAGGCUUCCCGCCGUGGAUCUGGCGAAUCACCAACCUCCCCAGCGGCUUUGGGCCAAGUUGUAACCCGAUUAACUGGCCUUUUGGGGGAGCAGUGGGCUCAGCUGGGGAGCAGCUCUGGAGUUCAGCAGACAGUGAGCCAGCAGGAGACCCCCGGAGCACAGAAGCAGACGGCUGGGAAAAGAGCAGAGGCAAGCAAAGGGGCAUCGGCCAAGCCUGCGGGGAAAUCUUCGACUGUAGCAUCAGGGAAACCAGCGGGGAAGCCCGGACCCUCAAAAAUGAGCUCCAUUCAGAGUCAACUGGUCAGUUCCCUCAGUGUCCUUUCAGCCUUCUACUCUCCAGCCCAGAAAGCUGCUGCUGCCAACAAACAGCAAGAACAAGGUCUCAAAUCAAUCAUGAAGAAAAAUGGCAGCGCUGACAAGCCGGGCAGCAAGGGAGCCAAGAAAAAUCUGAAGUUUGUUGGCGUGAAUGGAGGCAGGUAUGAAACAACAUCAAGUGAAGAGUCCAGUGGGGAUGAGAAGGCGAUGGUGGCGGCGGAGCAGGAGGAGGACAGCUCAGAGCCAGAGGUGGAGAAGGAGUCGGAGGUGCAGCCAGAAGAAGGAGCAGAGAUGCAGAAGAAGGAGGAAGGAGCUGAGGACGUGAGGGCUGUGGAGAAGGAGAGUGAGAGAGGUCUUCUGGAACCAGAAAGAAGCCAGGAGCUCCUGGAGGAGCUGGCUGAAGGGGGAAAGGUGGACAAAGGUUUCAUCGAUGCCUGCCUCUACGUGAAAGACCGCAUGGAGGAGGUGUCGUCACCUGAUAAGGAGAUGCGUCAGGUUCUCGUGGUCUUGUACCAGGAAUGGUUCAAAGUCUCCAGCCAGAAGGACUCGCAGGCCGACACUGUCCGGCUGUACCUGCGGCAGGUGGGAUUGACCACGCCCACCCUCUUGCCUUACGUGGUCAACUUGACAGAUGGAAACGGGAAUAUGGCUCUCCACUACAGCGUGUCUCAUUCCAACUUCUCUGUGGUGAAGCUGCUGCUGGACACCGGUCUCUGUGAAGCCGACAACAUUAACAAAGCGGGCUACACCCCCGUGAUGCUGGCAGCCUUGACCCCUGCUGACAGUCCUGAUGACCUGGAGGUUGUCCAGCAGCUGCUGAAACUGGGCGACGUCAACGCACGCUCCAGACAGACGGGCCAGACGGCGCUGAUGCUGGCGGUGAGUCACGGACGGCUGGCCAUGGUGAAGCUUCUGCUGAGCUGCGGGGCUGAUGUGAACGCUCAGGAUCGUGAAGGGUCCACGGCGCUGAUGUGUGCCAGCGAACACGGACACACUCACAUUGCAAGUCUGCUGCUGGAGACUGGAUGCUGUGACCUGAGUCUCACGGACCAGAAUGGACAGACAGCUCAAGCAGUUGCAGAAGAAGCCUCCCACCAGGACAUAGUUGACCUUAUGAAGUCCAAUGCCAAGACCCAGGCCUCAUAGAUGACCACUUGCAAGCCUGGUGGGAUUCACGCCUGCCAACCAAAACCGCCUUUCAACAAAGACAAAAUAAGAAAAAAAGCCAGAGAUGGGUGCGAUCUGUUUACCUUCAAUCCGCCUUCGCUCAUUCACAAACCUCUGAGCAACACCGCGGCGUCCAUCUCUCCUCCACACCUCUACCGACAUCAAAAAAAUGCUGCAUUGACCACUCAGUGGACGGACGAGGUGGGUGUUGACGACGACAAAAGGCCUUGACACAUUAAAAAGAAAAAGCAAAAACAAUAUGAGUCACUGAUGAACUGCUGCUUUUUAUCAUCGAACAAUCUCUUGGAAGCAAAAUACUAAAGCACAUGAUCUACCUUUAUAAGUAUGACACAGAUAUAUAUGGCAUUACUUUUUUAUUUUUAUGCCAUCCUCAUACUUAGUUUGGACUGAAGCCAUUCUUGAAAACACAGUAGUCUGUAUAGAGUGUUGCUGUGACAGAUUAUAGUUACUUAUAUACCAACACAACAUCUGUAUUUUGUACCGCUCUUUUAUAUGGUUUGUGUAAAUAUCCUUCAUUAUUGCUCAUCCCUAUAUAUAAAAACAGUAAUCUGUGAAUUUGUUUGAAUGAUGUAGAGUCCACAUGUAGGAGAACUGACUGUGUAUCAUUCAUUUAUUUAACGUUCAACAAAUGAGGAGAGUAAGCAAAAGAAAGAAAGGGUUAAGUUUUACGCUGUGCCGCGAUCCUCAGGCUGUUGAGGUCAAACCUAUAAAUGCAUCUCAUAAAUGCAUGAAAAUAAUGUAAUAUAAUUUCAUGUUUAUUCAAAACUUCCCCCAAAAAGCACAUUGAAAUUGAAUCCUAAUGAUGAUGAGUAUAUAUAUAUAUGUAUAUAUACUCAUCAUCACUACGUGGAUGACUACAAUUUUACUCAUAAAAACAUUUACAAAACAAAAAUCUCCACUCAUACAAUAAGGAAGUUACAGUAAGGCGUUGUCCUGAUGUCAUGUGCAUGACAAUCGACACGCGCAUGCGUCAGUCGGAUCUCUUCUAUUUAAACGAUUGCCGGAAAACUUAUUUUAAAUUGCCUACUCUCACUUGAAUGACUGAUAAAGGGAUGAUACACGAAAUGAUGGGUCUUUUAAAAAUGAUUGUUCUGUUCAGGAGGUGCCGCAUGACACAAUGAUAUCGCCUCCUGCUGGCUGCCCGACAGUGUCUACCACAGAGUUAGUCGGACUACUGCCUUUUCUGAUGUGCCCAUGUACAUAUGAAGUACGUCUUGCUCUCCUGCUCGUUACAAAUCCAAACCAUGUAUGCAACGAAAUGCACAAUGAAUGUGAGGCUGGCUGAUACAUUCCAAAACACUAUAUGUAGCAUGAGAGGACUAACAGUGACUGACUUCCUGGGGUCGAACCGCAGGUUUCAUUCACCGCACACGAAAUGCCCCCUGAACUACUAAUAAAUAUAGCAGGUAUUCAGACGAUGAAAUGGCACAACAUGGUGUUUAAAAGCAAUGGAGGCUUGUUUUUGCAUGACAAUGGAGCAAUACAAAAAGGGUCACAGAUUAGGUCUGGACUGCUCUGUAAUAUGGAUCAGUCAGAUAUUGCAAGAUGUGGUUUUAUUUUAAUAUUUCAGCUGGUCCACUGAGGUAAAAAAAAAAAAAAAAAGUGUAAAUAUUUUAUUUAAUGUCAAAAUGGAUUUAAUCCCAUGAUUUUCAAGCAAUGUGUCAUUGAUUUUGCUUUUAUUUUGUAAACACAUUAUUAUUGACUGAAGUUUCUCUAGUGUGUUUAUUUUUUAGCAAGUUAAAUUGUGAUUUAAUACCCAACUAAUACAUUUAUCAUUUUUAGAAGAUCACAAAUCUUAAAUCUAUUUUUUCCUUCUGAUGUCAAUUAUUCCGUGGAUUUAUUAUCCAAUAAUGCUGAAAGAAGUUCCUGCCAAAAAUGAGAGAUAUUUUAAAAGCCGAAAUAGUGCAGCAUAUUAAGGGGAGAUUUACUGAAAUUGUGAUUUAAUAUUCCUGCUCUUUUCACCUGUUCUUAAAUUAGAAUUUCCUCGCAUAAAAGAAAAAGUUCAAAUAUAGUUAAAAAAUGGCGCAAAUAUAACGUAGUAGGAGGGAGAAGAUCACAGUUCACAGUGAGUGUACUGACUGUGUAAUUCAUCUUUAUGAGACAUGAAUAUGCUGCUGCACGAAAAACCAGUAUGUUGGUCUGAUUUUUCAAUACCACGCAGUUGUUUUGUGAGCCAGACCAUGAGCGAGAGAGAGUGCAGAAAUGUGUUUGAACAGGAAUGGUUUCAAAUGAGCAAAGACCUAUUGUUAUCCUAGAUGAAAGUGUGAUGAGGAGGGGCCACUGUAGAUGCUGUAUGGCUCCUUUAAAAGACACUUACGUGCAUUUCUGACUCACUUGUAUUCACAAACCUUUGGUAAAUCUGCCCUUGAGUGUUGCACAUUUAGAGAACCUUUUCAGUUUAAUCACUUCAGCUUGCCAGAUGAUAAUCCAGGAUUAUGUUGGUGUUGCAUAUAAAUCACCGGAAGCUAAAAUACUCCCAAACGUAUUGAAAGUAUAUUUUUGUAGUUUAGAUUAUUAUAACCUUAAAAGUACUCACGUUGUUGAAUGAUAGAGACAGGCCGUGUUGUGAUACUGCUCCUAUGGAACCAAAAAUGCAGAUAUUUUUCUGGUGCAAAGAAGCACAAGCAUUUAGAUGCAUCUCUUGAGAAUGAAAUCAAAAUACCAGACUGCAUCAUUUAACCUUUAAGACAAAGCAGGAUAAAAAUAAAUCCAUGAUAGCUGCGCCUGCGGUCUGUAGGGAGAUCUCACCCACAAGCGCGACCCAGAUGUGCUGAACUGUUGGGUCGCCAGCCAAGCCAAACACACGUUCUAAUCUUCACCUGUGAAUCCAGCCAAACACCUGUACAUACAGUGUUGUGAAUUGGUAUUGUCUGACAGUUCUGAGAAUUCUAUCAAGUAUUUAUUCCAAAUGAUAUAUUUUUUAUUAAAUAUAUAUUCUAUAUAUAUAUAUAUAUAAAGUAUACUAUGUAUGCAUGGAUACAUAAUCCGGUGACUCCGUCUGCGCGGCGCUGAUUACAUAUGAAGAAGGGUGUUUCCUGAUGAUGUGAUGAUUUGGUGCUUGUGUGAUGUGUCAUGUGACCUUUUAUGCUAAACAUGUGUGAAGGAAAGGACAACAUCCACGAUGAUGAGUAGCUUGUAUAUGACAAAAGAAUACACACCAGUACCUCUCUAUCUAUUCCUUGUACAAUGUUUGAUUCAGGAGAACGACUUCCA
Molecule: messenger RNA, 7999 nt
Organism: Synchiropus splendidus (mandarinfish)
Lineage: Eukaryota; Metazoa; Chordata; Actinopteri; Syngnathiformes; Callionymidae
Gene: kank4
Product: KN motif and ankyrin repeat domains 4
Exons: 11
Coding region: 446-4744 (1432 amino acids)
Biological process (GO): negative regulation of actin filament polymerization
Cellular component (GO): cytoplasm; cytoskeleton
Molecular function (GO): protein binding
Source: RefSeq, a predicted model, not a curated record